Colletotrichum godetiae is the source of this 870-nucleotide messenger RNA. RefSeq lists its product as uncharacterized. The annotation marks the transcript as partial. NCBI's taxonomy places the organism in Eukaryota, Fungi, Ascomycota, Sordariomycetes, Glomerellales, Glomerellaceae. The transcript has 4 exons. The record is from RefSeq and is a predicted model, not a curated record.
GAAACAAUAAGCAGGAUUCCGCCCAGUCUGCAAGAGACCCGUCGGCAACUAGCGCUUUUCUCACGAGAUCAAAGGAUCAUUCCAACAAUGCAUCGCGUACAUGUCCUCGUUCCCCUCGAUGACAAAGCUUACUACAGCAACAGUGAGCCUCGGCGAUAUGGUGAGGUGGUAUCCGUCAACAAGAUUCAGAACAUUGUCAGCAAUACCUCGCGCUGUAUCAAGCAACAAGCUGCUGAGGCCGUUUGGAAUACCGAAGUUCAUCACCAAACACUCCGUCACGCUCUGCGAAAGGACGGCGAUCGUAUGGGUGAUGAUCUCGUCGAUUUCUCCUCCUGCACUUCCGCUGGCAUUCAUCGGCAACUACUGGAUAAGCGAGUACAGGCCAAGAUGGUGGACUUUUGCAUCUGCAUCCAUCCCGACGCCGAGGCAGACACGGGAAUCAACACCGCGAUCAAACAACUGCGUGAUGCAUCCCCGUCCGAAUCUGUCAACCAUACAGACUACUCCGUCUUUCGAAACUACCCCAUUGCGCUGAGUAUCGAGUCUAAGAUUCAAGAUGGCAGUGAAGGGGCGGCAACAUUGCAGAUUGGAACCUGGCAUGCUGCGCACUGGAAAUAUCUUUCUCAGCACGCCCACAAAGAGGCCCUGAACCGCCUUGAAUUUUUGCCUGGAUUGAUUGUUCAGGGUGCUCGUUGGUAUUUCCUUGGCUCGACGAGUAGCGACGGUGACACAACCGUGUGGUCGACUCAGCUUAUCGGCGAGACGAACUCGGAGAUUGGCGCGUUUCGAGUUAUCCGCGCGAUCCAGUAUCUAGCCUGGUGGUGUGCGGAAGUAUAUUGGCCAUGGUUUCGGGCGAAUGUACUCAAUUUG